Molecule: messenger RNA, 3181 nt
Organism: Danio rerio (zebrafish)
Lineage: Eukaryota; Metazoa; Chordata; Actinopteri; Cypriniformes; Danionidae
Source: RefSeq, a predicted model, not a curated record
AACUCAGCAGCUCCCUUUGUCUCACUUCAUCUAUUUCUAAAACAGGAAUGCCAGCUUGGAUAUCCUCUUGUCAUACCUAAAAACAGCUCUUCAGAAAUUAUCACAAGUCUGCCAUAUUCCUGGUCAGAGAGCAGAGCAGCGUUCAGAAGAUGCUAACUGGUUCAGGAGAAUUGCAUGGAACUCUGCCCUUCAGUGUGAGCACAGUCCUGUUCGGAUGAAGGAUUUCUUUCUUCUCUCGUUUCAACUUUCACAGCUGUGUGCUCCAGACCGAGCUGUGUUGAUGGGGCAGAAGACGUGCCUGCUGAUGUCUGCUGCCGCCUCUCUGGAGAUCUGCAGGAGCUCUGAUCACACUGAGCAACAGACUGAGCUGCUGACCCAGACUCUAGAAAACAUUCAACUCUGUAAAGAGAUUUGGACCACCAUCAAAACAUCAGGCAUUUCUUCUCAAGACAAAACAGACUCAUUAUUGCUGCUCUAUGAGUUUGAGGCUCGGGCCAAAUUAAAUGAUCCAAAACUGGAGACUGUGCUUGAAUCAGUUUUGGAGCUGGAUAACAUCGAGACCAAGCUGUUAGAAGUGAUCGCAGUGCUGGCAAUGGAACCACCAGCCCAUUACCCGGUACUUUGUAAGAAAGCACUGAAGAUCGCUCUGUCUCUGCACAGAAAACAACCACAGGUGGACCUCAUGCGCUGCAGUAACUGUUUACACAGCCUGAUUCAGCUGAGCCUGCCGAACGGUGUGUCCGAGGUUCAGCCUUGCGUGUUGGAGGAAGUGUGGGGCUACUAUGAGGAAGCUCUUUCCCUCAUAGCAACUGCAACCGAGGACUUUCCGGAGUUGGAGAUCCUGUGGCUGCUGACCCGAGCGUGGAAUACAGGAAUCCUGCUCUACAGUCUGGCCCAAUACCCUGAAGCAGAGAGGUGGUGUGGGCUGGGAAUGAGCUUCUUGAGGUAUCUGGGCUCUCUGCAGGACAGCUAUCAAACUCAGAUGGCGGGUCUGUACAGUGAGGUGUUGGACAGGCUGGAUAAAGCCAAGAAGAAUCUCAUUAUUGAGGAAUGAAUGAUGGCGGAUUCAGUCGCAGAUGGAGAUCUCAGGUCUGACGGCACGUGUUUAAUAUGUAGUGUGAAUUUCUCCGAGAUGCUAAGAGAUGUACAAUUCAUCUGAGGGUUUGUUUGCACAGUUAUAAAAUGGUUCCAAAAGUUGCAUUAAUUUAAUCUGAAGUAUUUAAUUGGCAGGUUUAUUUUAUUACCUGUCAUCCGCUUAUCUGUUUGAGCUGUCCUGGGUUGAAACAUAUGCAUUGCGAUACAAAACAAAUAAAAAUGCAUGCAUUGAAAUCGUAACAGAGUCACAUAGUUUAUUUCCAAACAAAUAAACUCUUGUCCAGUCCAAAAAGAAAAAAGAAAAGAAAAACAAAAUCAACAUAAAACAAAAUAAUAGUAAAUGGUAGGACUGUGUUCCCUCCUGACCAGGAUAUAAAAGAGCGGUUUUCCUUGUGUCCUGAUAGGCUGUACCACCUGUAAUCAUGGGGAGGACACUUCUGUACAAUCAGAGGGUUCAUAUUUGCAAGCACUUACUGCACAGGUGUGCUGUCACAUCAAAAACUCAUCAUCACUCAAAAAGACAAAACCAGACCCCUUCCCUCCCCAUUUGACGCUCAUGCCUUCCAUAGCACAGACCCUCAUUAGUACACCAGAGCUGCUCUCAUUCAAUCCACUUCAGUAGAAAUAUAGUACAAUGAAUUCUUUGGGCUUCACCAACAUGGCUGACCAGCAUCAUUGGUGCGAACGGUCAGCUGCGUUUCCGCUCGACACCGCAGAGGGCCAGAUCUACGUUAAAUGAGUUAUUUAUGCUUCUGGUUUACUUUAAUAUCACUCUACGGGUUGCUGUCCGCAUGUCUCUUUAAAUAGAUAUUUAUAUAUAUAUAUUUAUAUAAUUUUUUUACAUUGGUUUUUCAUCUAUACACUCAGACAAGUUCCACAAGAUAUCACAAGUAGACAGGCCGUAAUGUAGGGAAGCUAGUUCCCGACUCGCUAAAAAAAUGUUCCGAUAGGCAGCUGAAGAUAGUUUCUUUUCUAUAGAGAAAUAGCAACGUUACGGCACAUUUGUAUGGAAAUUAAUUAAUCUCAGAAUAAAUUCAAAGUUUACUUACCUGACAUUUGUGAUUUAUAAAAACAUGUUUGUCCCAGUUGUAUCACACAUGCAUGAAGCACAAGUGAGGGCCGAUAUUUACACUUUACAGCUAUCAUACCCAUUAAAACAGUCUGUAAGCAGUUUAUAAAUGGCUCUGUUCCCUUCGAUUAUUCCCUGAACUCUGGUUUUGACACAGGUAUGACAGCUGAUUUCGCAGAGACGCUUGGCAGGUGAGCGCACCUGUUUAGAAAAUGCCUGUGGGUCGGGGGCGGGAGAGAGAAAGAGAGAGCGGCCACAGGGAUAGAUAUCCCUCCAUUUACACGGGAUCCAGACUUCUCAAUACAGAAACAAAGAAUCGCCUUCUUGAGGGAGCCAAGAGACUGAAGGAAGUACUUCUGUACCGGUGAGCACCGUCCCGUUCCAGCACAAUCCCGUUCUCUCCGGCUGAACACUGAUGUAAGACACAGUGCUUACAAAGUAUCAAAUAAAAAAAGGACUAAAUAUUUAGAAUACACAAGUAUAAUAUUUCAGCAUGUCUGGGUGUUCAGGUAGAGGAUUGGAAAUCAUCCCUUGAGUUCAUACUCUACUUGAUCACAAUAUGAUUGCGGCCCUUUAGUGGCUUAUCGAUAAAAAUAAAAAAAAGUUUUCCAUCAGAUUCCUGAGCUCGCCGAGCUCGCCCGGCACAAGGCUCAACACAGUGGAGUAAACAUCAGCCCGGAAAUAAAGUCGAAGAAAAAAAAUCAUUUAAAAGCUGUCAUUACAAAGAACAGAUUUAAUCAAACCAUCGUCGAGUUCUUGGGGAAAACUGUCAAUUUCAGGCUCCACUAACGCUUUAAUAUUAAGAAGGACAUCCAAUACAAUUAUUGUCUUGAUUCUACCCGUUUUAAGGCUGCACUCCAGGGCAGCUAACAGGACAGUACCUUGUUACCGUUCAGUCUGAAGAGAAUAUAGUCAUGGAAGGCAGAGGAAGUGCAAGUGGGCUGUCUGCUUUUCAACUCCAAUGGUGGCCGAAAUUGGAUUUUGCUUAAGUUAAAAAAAAACAAACAAACAGCAAAG